AUGGGCUUCCCAGCUAACCUGCCAAACCCCAUAGACAAGGAGCACCCGCUCAUGGGUGCCGUCAUUUGCUUCACAUCGGUCCCUCCAGAGCGUAGGACGCAACUCGCGGACUUUGCGAAAGAAAUGGGCGCAAUUGAACAGCCAGACCUUACCUCCGAUGUUACACAUCUCCUCGUCGGAGCAACCGAUUCACCCAAAUAUAAAUUUGUUGCGCGCGAACGGAACGAUGUGCUCGUCUUGAAACCGGAAUGGGUCGAGGCUGUACGGGAACUGUGGAUGCAGGACGAGGACACCGAUACCAGAGCACUUGAGGAGCAGUAUAAAUUGCCAGUCUUCUUUGGUCUGACAAUUUGUAUUACUGGUUUUUCGGACAUGGCUUUUCGCAACCAGAUGAACGAUUUGGCCGUGGAAAAUGGCGCAGAAUUCCGAAAAGACUUAACGAAAAGCGUCACCCACCUGAUCGCGCGAAAUGCCGAGGGCGAAAAAUAUAAGUUCGCAACGCAAUGGAAUAUCAAGGUUGUUACUGUGAAAUGGUUCCAUGACUGUGUUGAGCGCGGAAUGAUCCUGGAUGAAGAGAAAUACCACCCCAUGCUAUCGUUGGAAGAGCAAGGUGUCGGAGCAUGGAACCGGUCUCUUCCCGCAGCCAAAGAAAAGGCAGGAAAAGAGAAUGUACGCGAUGAGAGCACCGCCAAUCCACGACCAAGGAAAAAGCUUCGCAGGACUGCAAGUCAGAAGCUAGUUGGCCAGAAUGAGAAUAUAUGGGGCGACAUCAUCGGCAUGGGAUUUACAAGUGCCGAGCCAGCGGAGCCAAAACACGAUCAAUGGGAUGAGGAUGAUUUCGAAAAACCGAGGCCGCCUGUCAUUCAAGCAGCCAAAUCCUUUGCGAGCGAGACGACGUUCUCCGAGACAACGCAGAAUCGCCAGCAGUCAGAAAGCAUAUCGAAAAACGGUGGCUUUCUUGACGGGUCUUAUAUUCUUGUCCUUGGCUUUUCUCCUAAACAGAUGACCAUAUUGAGAGAACACCUCGGGUACAACGGAGCCCAAUGCGUGAAGUCUCUAAGCGAGUUCUCUAGCCCCAGCAUCCCCAAGACUGGACACGGGCUCUAUAUCAUGGUGCCAUACAAUACCCUUAGGGCAAACAUUCCCUCGACAGACGACAUGGCCUUCGAAUGCGAGAUUGUGACAGACAUGUGGUUAGAGAGAUGUCUUGACGCCAGGGCCUUGGUCCCACCGGAAACCCACGUUGCGAGCACCCCGUUUCCCAAAUUUCCUUUACCAGGAUUUUCGGGCAUGCGGAUAUGCUCAACAGGAUUUGCACGUAUCGACCUCCUGCAUCUUUCCAAACUUGUUACUCUUAUGGGUGCUACGUACGAGGAGUAUCUGACGCAUCAAGCGUCGGUCCUCAUUUGCAACGACCCACAAACAGCGAGUCGUGACAAACUUCGGCACACGAGCGAAUGGGGAGUCCCAGCCGUAUCCGCCGAUUGGUUUUGGAUAUCCGUGCAAUCUGGCCAGAAGAAGUCAUUUGAGCCAUACCUCGUCCAAAGACAAGUGUCCCAACAGCAUGGAAGCACGGAAAAGCCCGGUGAUGGAUUCACAAGCGAGAACAGCCCAGAUAAAGCCAGCGGCCAAGGGCGGAAAAGGCCGUCGAGCCUCUCCGCCCAGCCAGCAGACAGAACGGAAAGACCUGUGACGACCAAGACAGGAAAAUCACAAAUACUGCCUAUUGUUGGCGAUGGCUUCUCAAAAGAAGACGCCGAUAUCCCACCCAAGCCAACAAUACCGGAAUCACGAUCUGGAUCGCCCGCUAGAGGAUCAGAUCAUCCCGGACCCAAGGAAGCUUCCGCCAAAAGCCCCGAACAAGAUACAUCGGCCACCUCAGCCGCGCCCUCUGCUCUCGACUCCGCACUGAAGGGCCUUCUCCAGCAAGCUCAAGCAGCCAAAUCACGGCAACACAGCGAGAGCUCAACCACAAACGAUGACGGCAGCUAUCCCGCUCGCCGAAAACGCAAACCCCUCCUAGGCCGCGCUCCAUCGCAUUCGUCCAAUCGUAAACUCGAAGUUACGCGCCCAGUCUCCCGGGCCAGUUCAAUUGACACAUUGAACGACGACGGACUAGGCAGUGUAAUCGAAAGCAAUGAUCCUACCCGAGAAAAUUCGCUAUCCCGCACGACCAGUCGCGUCGAGCAGAACGCAGGAAGUCUGUCGUCGAUCUUCAGCGGAGGGAAGUUCGACUUCACGGCAGAGAAGACCCUCGCUCCAAUCGACAAUGAAGAUGAAGAGAACCAAGCGCCCCAGAUGACGCAGCUAGACUACGAAGACCCGGAUGCCGCGGCUAUGAGGGCGGAGUUUUUGCGCGAUGCAGGGAAACUUGUUGAUAAGGCUACGAAGCCCGAUCCCGCGGUCAUCGGUGAGAUCAGGGAGUUGGAAGAUACUGGGUGGGGAUCUGGACGCAGGACGAGAAAACAGCCCGCUAAAAAGGAUGAUGAAUGA
Molecule: messenger RNA, 2493 nt
Organism: Penicillium manginii
Lineage: Eukaryota; Fungi; Ascomycota; Eurotiomycetes; Eurotiales; Aspergillaceae
Exons: 5
Coding region: 1-2493 (830 amino acids)
Biological process (GO): mitotic DNA replication checkpoint signaling; DNA replication initiation; mitotic G2 DNA damage checkpoint signaling
Source: RefSeq, a predicted model, not a curated record